CGCUGGAACGGAAGCUACGUCACAGGGAGCUUGCGACCGCCGCACGGAGAGCGACGCCGCUUCUUAACCGCGCCUAGAAACCCCCCACCCCCUCGAGGGCCGUCGCCGCCAUGGAUUACGGGGAAGAAAUGGAUCGUGACUAUGGGCAUGGUGCCUAUAGUGGCCCAAGAGCUAUGGACUCUUAUAUGAAUCAGUCAUAUGGAAUGGAAAGCCAUGGAGGUGGCGGAGGAGGAGGAGGAGGAGGUGGAGGAGGAGGUGGAGGAGGCACUGCCAGGUUUGGACCUUAUGAGUCUUAUGACUCCGGGUCUUCUCUGGGUGGGCGAGAUCUGUACAGAUCUGGCUAUGGUUAUAAUGAACCCGAACAAAGCCGCUUCGGAGGUAGUUAUGGUGGUCGAUUUGACAGCAACUACCGGAAUAGCCUUGACUCUUUCGGAGGUAGAAACCAGGGCGGGUCUAGCUGGGAAGCACCUUACUCACGCUCAAAAUUGAGGCCUGGGUUUAUGGAGGACAGAGGAAGAGAGACUUACUCUUCCUACAGCAGUUUUUCUUCACCCCAUAUGAAGCCUGCACCUGUAGGCUCUCGGGGGAGAGGAACGCCUGCUUAUCCUGACAGUGGAUUUGGAAGCAGAAACUAUGAUGCUUUUGGAGGACCAUCAACAGGCAGAGGCCGUGGCCGAGGAUAUAUGGGAGACUUUGGAGGCAUGCAUAGACCUGGAAUUGUGGUAGACUAUCAUAACAAACCCAGUUCUGCAGCAGUAGCUGCACGAGGAAUAAAGAGAAAAAUGAUACAGCAGCCGUAUAAUAAACCAGGUGGGACAUUUAUCAAGAAACCCAAACUGACAAAACCUAAUGUGAAGAUGAACCAAAACAAACCUAAAGAGAUUCUAAUGCAGGAAGAAGCAACUUCCUCGGAAGAAGCAACUUCCUCUGAACAAUGGAUAAACAACAAGAAGAAACACCGGAGGCAAAGAAGGGGUAGAGCGGGAAUUUUAGGCGUCAAGCCAGAAGUAAAAAAUGAAGAGGAAGAAAAACGUCGAAUUGAGGCAAGAAGGGAGAAGCAAAGGCGUAGGAGGGAGAAAAAUAGUGAAAAGUAUGGUGAUGGUUACAGAAUGGCAUUCACCUGCUCAUUCUGUAAAUUUCGAACCUUUGAAGAGAAAGACAUUGAAGCUCAUCUUGAAAGUGCUGUUCACCAGGAGACUUUAGAUCACAUUCAGAAACAGACCAAAUUUGACAAAGUUGUGAUGGAGUUUCUGCAUGAGUGCAUGGUGAAUAAAUUUAAGAAGACUGCUAUGCGUAAACAGCAGACUACAAGCCAAAUGGAAGCUGCUCAGAUUACUGAAAAAGAUGUAAUGGAAGGUGUUACGGCUGAUGAUCAUAUGAUGAAAGUUGAGACUGUCCUUUGCUCUGCAUGCAGCGUCUAUGUUCCUGCACUACACAGUUCUGUUCAGCAGCAUUUAAAGUCUCCAGAACAUGCAAAAGGAAAACAGACUUACAAAGAACAAAUUAAAAGAGAGAGUGUUCUAACUGCUACCAGUAUUUUGAAUAACCCCAUAGUGAAGGCACGGUAUGAACGUUACGUCAAGGGUGAAAAUCCAUUUGAAGUCACUGAUCAAAGUGCAGAACAGCAGGCAGAAGAAGAAGAAGAAGAAGAAGACAAGGCAAAUGAACCUGCAGAAGAGGAGGAGGAAGAGGAGGCGGAAGGGGAAGAAGAGGAGGAAGAAGCAGAAGCAGAAGAACAGACUGACUUCACUCUUGACCAAACGGAAGAUAAUUAAAUACAAAAAUUUUGCAGAAGCAGAGGGAAGUCCUACUUUUACUUUUCUGUUCAUAUGGCUAAUUGUAAAAUUUAUUAACAGUUACAACACGACUGUUGUUAUCCUCAACCCUCUGCAUGUACUUCAUUUGAAGAAGUCGCUCUGUAAUCUACUUCCACUUUUGCUUAAAAAUGGAAGUAAUCCCAUUUUUUAGUAGAACCUUUCUAGUGAUCUUGCUGUUAGAAUAUAUUGCGUAUCUUGUGAACAUUGGAUUUUUGUUUCUUGAUGUUAAGAUUUGGAUACAAAUAAAGAAAGUAGUAAGUUUAAAUCAUUUCACCACAAUGCAGGGUAAAUAGUUCUAGAAGCCUACUAAAUAUAGAAUUAUGUUGUGAGUGUGCCUGUCUCCUGGACUGUAUCACUCAUUGUAAAGUAUAUGUUAUAACUUGUAGUUUUGUGUGUGUGUGAUGAAAACGACUUGUUUGUAACAAUAAAACAUUUUAGAAACC
Notechis scutatus (mainland tiger snake) is the source of this 2260-nucleotide messenger RNA. It is a transcript of the gene ZNF326, whose product is annotated as zinc finger protein 326. The record is from RefSeq and is a predicted model, not a curated record. Gene Ontology annotation, biological process: regulation of DNA-templated transcription elongation. Gene Ontology annotation, molecular function: DNA binding. Gene Ontology annotation, cellular component: DBIRD complex; nucleus. Lineage: Eukaryota; Metazoa; Chordata; Lepidosauria; Squamata; Elapidae.